ACCGUUAUGAUGAUAUGAAGACGUUGUCCUUGUUGAUUUUAUAUAUAAAUAGCCAAUCGUGAAUACAUCUUUCACAGAAUUCAGCUGAUUUAGUACAUAGUUUCUUAACUCUUCAAAAAUGAUUGCCAAGCUUGCUCUUCUCUUCGCUGUGGUUGUUGCUACCAAUGCAAUUGGUCUUCCACUCGGACAUGGCGUAUUGCAUAGCACAGGCGUCAGUGCAAGAGCUCAAACUCAGGAUGCCUUUGGCAACUAUGCUUUCAACUAUGGCAUUGCAAACGGUGCUGGUGCAACUAACUCAAGAGCCGAAGUAGGUGAUGCCCAUGGUAACAAAAGAGGUUCAUAUACUCUGGCUGACAACGAUGGAAGGGCACGUAGAGUAGAUUACGUAGCUGAUGCUCAUGGAUUCCGUGCUGCUGUUCAUACCAACGAACCAGGAACUGCUGCCAGUGCCCCAGCUGCAGCUGUAAUUGCUAGUCCUUAUGCUGCCCCUGUAGCUCCAGUUGCUCAUGCUGCUGCCGUACCAGCUUUAGCUGCCGCUCCCUUGGCUGCUGUUAAUUUUGGUGGAACCAUUGCUCACGCUGCUGCCGCUCCUGCAUUAGCAGCACCUUUGGCUGCUGUUGCCUAUGGUGGAGCUAUCCAUCAUGGAGCAGCACUUGGUCAUGGUCUUGCUCUUGGACACGGUCUUGGACACGUACAUGGUCUUGGUUAUGCACACGGUCUUGGUUAUGCACAUGGUCUUGGUUUAGGACAUGGUAUUGCUCACUUGUAAUUACCUGGAAUAUUUAAGGUUUGAUGAUAAGACUUGAAUCUGUGAUCCGAAAACUUUUAAAAAGCCAAACAUGUCUAUUCGUUCACCAAAUUUGUCCUUCUAAUAUUUCCGUGAUUUGCAUUUUUUAAAUAUUAAAUUGUUACAUUUCAAAUCAUGCAUUCAAUGAUAUGGUGUUGGUCUAUUUUGUGCGUUCCUGCUUCUAUGAGCAAGACAAAUUUAAAUUAUUUUGUUGUAUAUUGUGAAGCAACUGUAAAUAAAUGUUUUUAAACAGAAA
Messenger RNA from Parasteatoda tepidariorum (common house spider), 1043 nucleotides. RefSeq lists its product as uncharacterized. NCBI's taxonomy places the organism in Eukaryota, Metazoa, Arthropoda, Arachnida, Araneae, Theridiidae. The record is from RefSeq and is a predicted model, not a curated record. Gene Ontology annotation, cellular component: chitin-based extracellular matrix. Gene Ontology annotation, molecular function: structural constituent of chitin-based larval cuticle.